Purpureocillium lilacinum is the source of this 852-nucleotide messenger RNA. RefSeq lists its product as uncharacterized. NCBI's taxonomy places the organism in Eukaryota, Fungi, Ascomycota, Sordariomycetes, Hypocreales, Ophiocordycipitaceae. Gene Ontology annotation, molecular function: acyltransferase activity, transferring groups other than amino-acyl groups. The record is from RefSeq and is a predicted model, not a curated record.
AUGCCUGUUCUUCAUCGCUCUUCCAAACCCAUCGAGCGGAUCGACGCCCGCAUCUCUGCACCGAAACGACGCAAUUCCGACAUCUACGGUCGGAGCACCCACGGCAGCCUCGACGCCAAAAUGCCCGCGAUACGGAAGGCGAGGCGGAGCGAUAUUCGCGCAAUGGCGGAGUCUGCAGCCGCCGCGUUCAUGGACGAGGAACUCUGGGGCAAGGUCAUGCAUCCGCACCGGAAAGAGUACCCAGGGGAUUUCGUCUUGGGGUUUGAAAGAAAGAUUCUCCGAAACUGGCACCACCCUCGUCGCCGAUUUCUCGUCGGACUGGACCGGCAUUCUGGGAAAGUAGUGGGCUUUGCGGAGUGGGAGCGUCAGGGCAUCCUCGAUGAUCCGGUCGCCCCGUCAUGGGUUCAGUACCUGGACAUUGGUCAGGCCAUGAACAAAGCGACUGAAUAUUUCGUUGAAGGAGUGAGCUAUCUGCGACCGAAUCGAGCAGCAGACCCGACAAAGACUCAUAUUCUCGACGAAACUUUUCCCCUUAUCGCGCACUAUUGGUGUGGCCAUCGGUCGCAAAACUGGUGCCUACAAUUGCUGGCAGUUCAUCCCGAUUUCCAGGGCCAUGGCUUGGGGGCGGAACUCGUCCAGUGGGGCGUGGACGCGGCCGAUGAAGAGAGCAUUUGUGCCUCGGUUGUGAGCGCCGAGGAAAAGGAAGGGUUCUACAACAGAUUCGGCUUUGCAGAGGUGGGCAGGGCAAACGUGGGCUCCUUGAAGGAUAAUGGCAUUAAUGGAGGCGCAAUCAUGUUCAGAGAGAGGAGAUGUCCCGAGACGAAUGCCCAAGACAAGCGGGGAGAAGUGUAA